AGCUUGUUUAUUUCUCAGCUGUCGCUGCUUUUUGUCAGUCAGUUGGCUCGCCAGUAGAACAGUGGACUUCACAGGAAGAAUAUGUCCUGUAUUGUUUUAAUUUAUACAAGCAGUGCAACUUUAACAAUUUAAACAAAGCGGACUGUUAUUACUUUGAAUAUAUUUGGAUAUACAGUGUUGUUUCGCUGUUUGAAAACUCCUGAGGUGUGACUCAAGUGAUGCAACAUGGCAGCAAUUCCUCUCAGUAGGUGUCUCUUCUCCGCACUAAGGAGACACACUCGGUGUCAAAGCCGGGGAUUAAACUCUUUGGCCGAGAGGACAGUGAGCCGGGUGUCCUCUGUGGUGACAUGUAACCGCAGAGAGGGGGACCUUGACAGGAGACCCGGUGUGGAGCGGGACAGGAGAAGCGGUCAGGACAGCAGCAGCUCUCCCCUGCUGCAGUCACUCUCUGUGGGGCUGGGACUCUGCGCUGUGGCUCUUCUGGACAGUCGAACAGAUGAACAAGUAGAGGACGGAAGAGUGUCUUUAUCCGGGCGGCUUCUUGGACUCAUCCUGCCAUCAGCUCACUGUGCCUCUCCCUUUAAACCCGACACCCCCCGGUAUAAAUACAACUUUAUUGCAGAUGUGGUGGAAAAGUCUAAUCCAGCUGUAGUGUACAUUGAAAUUGUGGGCAGACACCCAUUUUCAGGAAGAGAAGUCCCUGUGUCAAAUGGUUCUGGUUUCAUCAUCAGCAGUGACGGUCUCAUCGUCACCAAUGCUCAUGUUGUGGCCAACAAGAGAGGCGUCCGUGUGAAGCUCACCAACGGGGACACGUACAAUGCCACUGUGCAAGAUGUUGAUCAAGCAGCAGAUAUUGCCACCAUUAAAAUCACUGCAAGGAAUCCUUUACCAACGCUCAGCCUCGGUCGGUCAUCUGACAUUCGACAAGGAGAGUUUGUGGUUGCCAUGGGGAGCCCGUUUGCUUUAAGGAAUACAAUCACGUCAGGAAUCAUCAGCUCAGUACAGAGAGGCAGCAAGGAGCUGGGCCUGUCCAACUCCAACAUAGACUACAUCCAGACUGAUGCAGCUAUUGAUUUUGGAAAUUCUGGAGGUCCCCUGAUUAACUUGGAUGGUGAAGUCAUUGGUAUAAACACGAUGAAGGUCACAGCCGGAAUCUCCUUUGCUAUUCCAUCUGAUCGCCUGCAACUCUUUCUGGAUCAAGCAUCAAAAAAGAAGAAUACUUGGUCUGGCGAGUCAGAGACGAAGCGGCGGUACAUUGGUGUGAUGAUGCUGACCCUGACGCCGAGCAUCAUCGCAGACUUGAAGUUGAGAGACCCAUCCUUCCCUGACGUGACACACGGCAUCUUGAUUCACAGAGUAAUCAUGGGCUCCCCGUCCGACAGAGCUGGCAUGCUACCAGGAGACGUGGUGUUAGAGAUUAAUGGAGUGAAGGUGAACACCUCAGAGGAGAUCUACAAGGCUGUCCGCUACAGCGACGAAAUCACCAUGGUGGUGCAGAGAGGACAGAAGUUGCUUCGACUGCAAAUUACUCCAGAGUUCACAGAGUGAUGCUUUCAGAGGGUCACAUGAUUAAUACAUGUUGUAAUGUUUGAUUUUGAGUUCUAGUAUUUGAGGACUUUUGUUAAAUAUUUUGUUGAUACCUCAAAUGAAAGUAUGUAUUGCCUGAAACGGUCUUUCUCUGCAAGGCUGUUUACUAAAUAAUUAUUUGAUGUCAUUUCUAGAAUCAAACAGUUUGAAUCGUCGUAACCUGCCAGCACCUAAAGACUUUAAUGGCCAGUCUAGUAUUUAUUCACCGGUUUCCCAGAGUACAAUAAAUAUGUUUUCUACCGCUAGAAAAUGUGCCUAAACUA
Molecule: messenger RNA, 1850 nt
Organism: Trematomus bernacchii (emerald rockcod)
Lineage: Eukaryota; Metazoa; Chordata; Actinopteri; Perciformes; Nototheniidae
Product: serine protease HTRA2, mitochondrial-like
Exons: 8
Coding region: 226-1548 (440 amino acids)
Biological process (GO): programmed cell death; positive regulation of apoptotic process; proteolysis
Cellular component (GO): mitochondrion
Molecular function (GO): serine-type endopeptidase activity; protein binding
Source: RefSeq, a predicted model, not a curated record